CAAUCAGCGCGCUCGACUGUCAGGCUGAGAAGUCUGACACUGAUUGACGAAGUUUUGUUUUUCUUUCUGUUUUACUGAUUUUAUUGUGCUGUCUUUACUUUCUGUAGCUGCUCUGUAAUUCCCCUUAUUCUCCACUUCUUGAAUCUCGCGGUCUUUGCAGUGUCCGCUGCGCAGGUCCUGAGUGACAGCUAGCAGCUAGCGGCUAACAGCUAGCUCCCCUUUAGCUGCUGUCAGUGGAAACAUGAACACGUUGGUGAGCAAACUGGAGCAUAAAUGGAUUAUUUUCACCUUCAGACAACCUUGGAUCCCAACUACGGCAGCCUGCAAGGUGAAUCUGUCCACGCUUCCUCCUGAUCCCGUCAUCCCGUCUAAGAAGCCUUUCAAAGUGGACCUCGUUGGUGGAAAGCGUUACUCGUGGUGCACAUGUGGACACAGCAAGAAGCAGCCUUUCUGCGACGGAGCUCACAAAACCAAAGCCCAGGGCCUGUCCCCGCAUCGCUUCGUCCCCGAGAAGGACGCCACGGUUUGGCUGUGUGGAUGUAAAUACACCAACAACCCUCCGUACUGUGACGGAACCCACAAACAGGACUUCAUCAAAUCUGCUCCGCUGCACGAACCUGGAGACUCCUGAGCCAAGAGGACGGAGGCUGAACCGAGCAUCAACGCACAAAAACAUUGCUGAACGUUACACGUGUUUGAAUCUUGUUUCUUGUCAGUAUUUUCACUUUAAACUUUAACGCUGCUCUUGCAUCAGGGUGAUAAUAUGAUUCACUGUGAGACUGUACAGAUGCUUCCAUGCUGUUUCUGCAGGUCGGUUUCUAAUUAACACACUGGAAAUCCACAGAUUAAGACUUUAAGACAGGAUGUAAUGGUACUUUUAGUGAACAUUUGGAGGUUCUAAUCAGAAUCAAAGUGUCAUUUCCUCCCACAGAGCUUUCCCUCUCCAGGGGAAACCACUCCUCCAUAUAGAAUAUGUCACAUUAGGCUCCUCUCAUUUCUCUAUUUCGAGCUUCUUCGCCUCCUCCGUCCUUCGUCCUCCCGCCUGUGACCCAGAAAUCGAUCUGAACCUGCCAUCUUGAAGGAUUUCUCAAUUCUUAAAAUGUUCCUCCUUCAUUCGCAUCUCGGCUGGGAGGAGAGAAAAGUGGUCAAGAAGCUGAGAAAUGAGAACAGGGCUCGUCUUUUAACUUUUGGGACAUGUUGUGCAUGUGUACAUGCAUUUGUUGAUUUAAACGAAGAAAUAUACACGACAUACACAGAGCUGCCAGUUGGGUUGAUCGACUUUUUCUGUCUCUGCAGCGACUGUCUGAUUUGUCAUCGACACUGAAAAGAUCAAAUGUUUUGUUUAUAUUUAAGACAAAAAUAAAUGUAUUUCUGGGAA
Stegastes partitus (bicolor damselfish) is the source of this 1378-nucleotide messenger RNA. Its product is annotated as CDGSH iron-sulfur domain-containing protein 3, mitochondrial. NCBI's taxonomy places the organism in Eukaryota, Metazoa, Chordata, Actinopteri, Pomacentridae. The record is from RefSeq and is a predicted model, not a curated record. Gene Ontology annotation, molecular function: 2 iron, 2 sulfur cluster binding. The coding region runs from base 242 to 631 and encodes 129 amino acids. The transcript is spliced from 3 exons. Gene Ontology annotation, cellular component: mitochondrion.